Molecule: messenger RNA, 219 nt
Organism: Trichoderma atroviride IMI 206040
Lineage: Eukaryota; Fungi; Ascomycota; Sordariomycetes; Hypocreales; Hypocreaceae
Source: RefSeq, a predicted model, not a curated record
AUGGAUCCUCGCGAAGCUCAAAACAUCAAGCCCUCGUCCCCACAAGAUCAAUCUGGUGGACAGCUAGUUCAAGCUAAGAAUUCCACCACGCCGCUUACCAAGACCCUGCUUCAGCAGCUAGACACUGGAAAUCAGAAGGGCUUGAUGAUGGACCGUUGGCUGGAAGAGACCCCAAACGAAGAGCCAUUCAAUGGCCUUAUAGUGACUAGAAGCCUCUAA